Lactuca saligna is the source of this 390-nucleotide messenger RNA. NCBI's taxonomy places the organism in Eukaryota, Viridiplantae, Streptophyta, Magnoliopsida, Asterales, Asteraceae. The record is from the annotation of a GenBank genome assembly.
AUGUCAACUAGCUCGAGCCAUGCUAAUGGUUUCAUUGCUCAAGGUAGUUUGCAAUGGGUGUUGCAUAAGGGGGUGGUUCGUGUGGUUGAUAGGGUCAUUGAGAGCGCUGAGUUCGCCAAAGGGGUCCAGGAUGUUCGUGACGCUUGUGAAGCCCUUAGGUUUGAGAAGCAGAGGCUACUGAGUGCUUGCUCCACAUAUUCCAGUAAAUCUGAAGUUCCAGAUUCUGACCAAGUGGCGAGCAGGGCCAAGGAGGUCAACACUGCCCUUACAUCUUUUGUCAAGACAGAUUGUCGUGGCCUCCUCCAUUUAGGGGAGUUAGAUUAUGAUGGCUUCCGUCAAUUUUAUGGUAAUCUGAGCCCGGGAUGUUCUUCCUCGAACUCCAAGGGCUGA